Notolabrus celidotus (New Zealand spotty) is the source of this 2827-nucleotide messenger RNA. Its product is annotated as calpain small subunit 1-like. The transcript is spliced from 11 exons. Gene Ontology annotation, molecular function: calcium ion binding. The record is from RefSeq and is a predicted model, not a curated record. Lineage: Eukaryota; Metazoa; Chordata; Actinopteri; Labriformes; Labridae. The coding region runs from base 250 to 897 and encodes 215 amino acids.
AGUCUUUUGAACGGCUCUUUGAAAGGAACUUCUCCUCAAGAUCCGGUUCAAAGAGCCUUCAAAGGGCCAUGAAUCCCAUCUCUAAUCUGAGUAACCGAAUGCGGAAGCACUCUGUGGCUCCCCCUCUCGUCCCCUCAUCAUCUCCGCAGCGUCAGACGGGCUGUGUUCACGGACCCUCCUGUCAGCGGAACUCAGCCAAAUAUCCCGAACUCAACUUUACAGCUCGCUGUGUCCCUACGUUGACAAAAGAUGUUUCUCAACAAGUUUGUCAGUGGCCUCAUUGAUGUUGUCAGCAACAUCGACCCCGCCCAGUUUAUGCCAACUGAACCUCCUCCACCUCGCAGGCCAGCAGUGUUCGCAGAGCAGCAUGAGAAUGACGAGGAGAAGCAGUUCCGCAGAGUCUUCCAGCAGCUCGCUGGAGAAGACAUGGAAGUGAGCCCAAAUGAGCUGAUGAACAUCCUGAACAGAAUCAUUUCAAAACAUGGAGACCUGAAGACGGAUGGUUUCAGUAUUGAGUCUUGCAGGAGUAUGGUUGCAGUCAUGGAUAGUGACAGCACUGGAAAACUCGGCUUUCAUGAAUUCAAACACCUCUGGAACAACGUGAAGAAAUGGCAGGGAAUUUACAAAUCCUACGAUGCCGACGGUUCUGGUGUCAUUGGUGCAGAAGAGCUGCCUAAUGCUUUCAUAGCUGCUGGCUUCCCCCUCAAAGACCAGCUGUUCCAAAUGAUAAUCCGCAGAUACAGCGAUGAAAAUGGAAACAUGGACUUUGACAACUACAUCGGCUGCCUCGUGAGGCUGGAUGCCAUGUGCCGUGCCUUCAAAACCCUGGAUAAAGAUAACAAUGGGACCAUCAAAGUCAACGUUCAGGAGUGGCUUCAGCUGACCAUGUACUCUUGAGUCUGGAGGAUUGCCUCACCUGCUCGUCAUAGGGAACCACUUUGUUUGUCUACACAGUACCAAAUCUUUCUCUAUCCCCACAACCUUCUGUUCUUUAGCCAACCCUUUGUGAGUGGACAAGUUGUUGCAAUGUUAGUUUGGUAGUAUACCAUGUAAUACUUGCAAGGAAGAACUGAUACCGUAUUACUCACCCAGAAAAGCAAAAACCUGCACUCACAUCGGUGCACAACACUGAGGAGCAAAAUAAACUCCUCUGAAUCCUCUGAAAAAGUCUCUAGCUAACAGGAUUCACUUCACAAAAGAUAUAAGUAUGUUUGAGUGGUGUGGCUUGUGAGUCAUUUGCUUUUAAUCUGCUUAUUGCCCUCUAGCCAAACUGAGAGUAGGCCAGACAAAAUCAAGACAAUACUUGCAUCCUGAAAAUUUGGAAAACUCUAAUGUGAAAGCAGGAAGCUUCUGGCUGCAGUGGCUGUUUCCCAGAGAUUGUAUGCUGGAAGGGUCAGCAGCGAUAGUCUAACACUUGAAACAGCAUUGAAAUACCUAGGAAGGGAUUUGUCAUGAUAUUAAUUGAUGUUUAGUGUCACCAAAAGUACAGAGUGUGAGAAAGUCAAACAUGACGAAGCUGUGUGUCAUGGUGGAGGGACAAAAAUCAACUUUUCCUUGGAUUUUGAGGAAAUUGAAACUUAAAAAAUAUACAUUUUAAAAACUCUAAAAAGACUCAAUUAUGGGUUUGAUGCUGGUUCAUGAGUGACAAUCAGACAAAUAUCAUUAAAACCCAAACAUCUUUUUUGUUUGCAAAAAUAAAGACUGACAUGUCUUUUCCCAAGGGUUAGUCACUUUAGUAUUAUUAUUUUGGAACACACCAUCUUACAACUCCCCAGCAGACAAAAACUGGUUUACUCAUCUCUGUAAAUAAUCUUCAACAAGGCACAAGUUUUCUUUUGCUGGGAGCAACAGUAAACAGGUAAAUGGCACAUGUAUACUGCUUCAAUGACAUAACUUUCGCUCAGCUGCUAAUUAAAAAAACUCAUAGGGAUAGGAAAACAUAAACUUUUAACAUCUACCAUAGGAAUUUAGUCACCUAAACAUUGCUACACACUUUUCCACAAAAUGGAAAUUUGUGGAUGGAACAGAUCUACACUGACAGAGGAGAGCUGUAUAAAUUGUAAAGUCAUAGACAGAUCUCUAAUUAAACUACUACUUCAAGUACAGUCAUAUUUACUGUCCCCAUCAUAGAUUCCUCUGGCUACAUUUAUUUUUACUAAAAUAAAGUUAGAUAUAUUUCCACUUUGGUUAUAGAUACAGUAACUGAAAGAGAAUAAAUGUUUAUUUGAUGUCAAACUUUGGUACACAUGCAGAUCAUGGUUUAAUGAUUUGUCGCUCCCUUAUUUUGCAUGAGAGUUGCACUUUUGCUGUAUUGCAUUAUAGCAGUUUGGAGGCUCAGUGCUUUUUACAGCCACUAGACAAUCUAAGCCGAUAAUAAAUACCUUUCAUAUAUAACUAUUUUAAAGUGACAUAUUAUCCAUGGUUGUUAGUAUAUACUCAGUAUAUACAGCACCAUGUUUUUUUUCUGUUUGAGCAAUAUUCACAUCCCAGGACAUCCUGUUUGUUUGGCCAGGCUUUUACUUUAUCAAUUUAUGUUUAAUGCUGGUCUUGUGACUUUGCCAUAACAUUUUCUGUGUCUCAGUUCACCAAUCACUUCUUAUUGUGUACUUACUGAAAUGCCUGCACAAGAUAAUACCAAAACAAUGUGUGGAUUGAUAUUAUAAAACAUGAAUAUGCCACCAAUGCAUGCAGCUAGUAGUAAAUAUGCCAUUAUUAAUGGUUUUAACAAUGUAGUUAUAGCCAAAGUUAUAGAACUGUUACUGAAAAUGCUUGGUCAAAUAAAUACCUGUGCCAUAUUUGAAAUAAAAAAGGUUAAAUGUUUCUGUUA